Microsporum canis CBS 113480 is the source of this 324-nucleotide messenger RNA. RefSeq lists its product as uncharacterized. The transcript has 2 exons. NCBI's taxonomy places the organism in Eukaryota, Fungi, Ascomycota, Eurotiomycetes, Onygenales, Arthrodermataceae. The record is from RefSeq and is a predicted model, not a curated record. The coding region runs from base 1 to 324 and encodes 107 amino acids.
AUGAACGCGGGGAUGAGGCAUCGAACCACUCCGGCUGGCAUCAAGGAUCUCCCAUUGGCCCUUGUGGGAUGUGAAAUAUGCAAGCCCAACGGCGUCGUCACAUCGCCAGGAAGGAGACGGAAGCCUGUCCCUCGAAUCACAUCCACCGUCCCGAAGCUUGGCAGCAACUUAAUGUUAACCAACCUCUUUGUUUUUCUUCCUAUUGAUCGAAAUUGUUUCUGGGCUGGCUCGCCUCCACGAACUGAUCCCUCAACCAACUCAAUAAACACACUCACUGGACCCAUGAUAGAUUAUAACGAUGGGUGGAAAAAAGAGGGUCCCUAA